AAUCUUAUUCACAGUUUCUCCCUGUCAUGGCUGCGUCCAGUUAGGAAGGAGGUGGACAGGUUGUACUGUGGAAUCUGCAGAGCCCUGUGGGAGGUGUGCAGCUGCUAAGAAUUAAGGCUUUCUAUGCACACGUCAUGAUGUCUGUCCCAAAAGUGGAAAGUAAUCACCCGUUGCAAUCAGAAGAUCAAGAAGUAGGUUUCGAUCCACUGGACCCAGAAAGGACAGAAGCAGGCCUGUCAACUGAUGAAAAAAGAACAAACCCGGUUUCUAAUUCAGAGCAAAUCUUUGUAUCUUACAGCAAAGAAUGGGAAGAACUCUUUGUAAACAACAAUUAUUUGGCAGCGAUCCGUCUGAAAGGGAUUAAUGGGCAGCUGAGAAGCAGCAGGUUCCGGAGUGUUUGCUGGAAGCUGUUUCUAAAUGUUUUACCCCAAGACAGAAGCCAGUGGAUAAGUAAAACGGCAGAGUUAAGAACAUGGUAUAAAAAGAUUAAAGAAAUACAUAUUAUAAAUCCUCGAAAGGCUGCUGGACAGCAGGAUUUAAUGAUAAAUAAUCCAUUGUCUCAAGAUGAGGGGAGUCUUUGGAACAGGUUUUUCCAGGAUAAAGAACUUAUAGCAAUGAUUGAACAAGAUGUUAAAAGAACGUUUCCAGAAAUGCAGUUCUUCCAACAGGAGAACGUCAGAAAACUCCUUACUGAUAUCCUUUUCUGUUAUGCAAGAGAGAAUGAGCAUUUGCUUUAUAAGCAGGGAAUGCAUGAACUACUGGCGCCAAUGGUGUUCAUUUUACAUUGUGACCACCAGGCAUUUUUACAUGCCAGUGAGGCUGCACAACCAAGUGAAGAGAUGAAAGCUAUAUUAAAUCCUGAUUACCUGGAACACGAUUCUUAUGCAUUGUUUUCUAACCUCAUGGGAAGUGCAGAACCAUGGUUUUCAACGUUUGAACAUGAUUUACCCAAGGAUAAAGAUGCAGUGCUCUCAACAAUGCCAUUUGCCAGACCCCAGGAUAUAGGACCCUCUAUUGCUAUUGUGACAAAAGUGAACUACAUUCAAGACCAGCUGCUAAAGAAGCAUGAUAUUGAACUCUACAUGCAUCUAAAUAGACUUGAAAUUGCUCCUCAGAUAUAUGGACUGCGGUGGGUAAGGCUGCUGUUUGGAAGAGAAUUCCCCCUCCAGGAUCUGCUUGUCGUCUGGGAUGCCAUCUUUGCAGACAGCAUCACACUAGAGUUGGUCGACCACAUUUUUGUAGCCAUGUUGUUAUAUAUAAGAGAUGCAUUGAUCACAAGCAACUAUCAAACCUGUUUAGGGCUACUGAUGCAUUACCCACCCAUUGGUGACGUCCACUCGCUGAUUCUCAAGGCUCUCUUUCUCCGUGACCCAAAGAAAAACCCAAGACCAGUGAGCUAUCAGUUUCAACAAAACUUAGACUACUACAGAGCACGGGGACUUGACCUGAUGAACAGAUCACGUGCCACCACAAAGACUGCUCCUCUGAACAUAAAUAAAGUAUCCAGCAGUUUGAUUAAUUUUGGACGGAAACUGAUUGGCCCAUCUAUCACUACUGGAAGUGCAAUGAAUCCUAUGACAUCACAGCCAAUCAUCAGUAGAAGCGCUAAUAGCAACAAUAUUGGAUUUCCAUCUGCAGCAGCCAGCCAAUCAAUGAUACAGCCCAGUCCACACCACUUGCCACAGACUCAGCAGAUGCAACAAACCCAGCGGAUGAUGAAGUCUGAGAGUAUGCCGGUGCAGCUGAGUAAAGGCCAAAGCACCAAGAACAUCAGUGCAUCUCCCAGUAUCGAGAGUUUGCCUGGAGGCCGUGACCACACAGACUCUCCUCCUCCGUCAGCUGGGAAGAAAGAUUCUUUUUUCAGCAACAUCUCUCGCUCUCGCUCUCACAGCAAAUCCCAGGGCAAAAAGGAAUCUGAGGAAGACCUUGAGGCCCAAAUUUCCUUCUUACAAGGACAAUUAAACGAUUUGGAUGCAAUGUGCAAAUACUGUGCAAAAAUAAUGAACACCCAUCUUGGCCACAUUCAGGAAGCCAUUCUGCAGGAAAAGCUGGAGAAAGAAGAUAAAAUUCAGGUGUCUUUAGCUGUAUUGAAGCAGAUAAAGGACAUAUUGAAAGGUUCUCUGCGUUUUAACCAAAGCCUUCUUGAGGCUGAGGAGAAUGAGGAGAUCACAAUCACGGAUGACCAUUACUGCUCCAAUAUGCAUAUGACAGAGGGUAGUGACAACUUUGCUGACAUGACACAAGAAUCUCAAGAACAGGCUACGGCUGACAGUUCUGGAAACAGCGACAGCCGACACUCGGAUGAUUAUAUUCUGAUCCCGAGCGAGGGGGAUUUAUGUUGCAGUGGUGCUGUCCCUGAGUUGAAACAGAAAGAGACAUUACAGGAAAACAAACAAGCAAGAGAGAAAAGAAAAGCUGCACCCCGUUCCCCUCUUGUCUUCUCUGACCCUCUUAUGGGGGCAAACACAUCCUCAAGCAACCUCAGUUCCAGCCCUGAUGACAACAGCAGCAACAACAGCAAAGAUUCUGACUUCACCAUUGUCAGCCCGCUUGAUAUUUAAAAUAUCAAUAUUCUGUUGAUUUUUCCUGUCUUUUUAUGACUCUUAAUUAAACCGUCGGUUGUCUUCAUACAUGGAAAUAUAUAUUUGAAAUACUUUUGUUAUCUCUGAGUGACAGGAGGAGUACAACGUGAAAUCCUCUUCAUUUAUGCAAACCGUGAUUCAGAGCACAAACCACGAAGCAGUAUACAGAGGAUAUAGCCAAUAUCUCCAAAGCCUUAUAUGAAUAUUUUACUACUAGUAGAUAUCUGUUGCAUUCUUGAUAUAACUCAAUGAGAGAAGAUAUAUGAAACUGGAGCACCCUAACCCUUAGUGUUGUUAUUGGUAUUAACAAGGCAUGACAACUUUUUAUCAUAUAAACAUUCUCGCGUUAUAAUUUCAUAAUCUUUUUGUUACUUAUUAGAGGAAACUUUUUCAUGCAAAUGGAUUCU
This is a messenger RNA of Spea bombifrons (plains spadefoot toad), 2989 nucleotides long. It is a transcript of the gene TBC1D5, whose product is annotated as TBC1 domain family member 5. Gene Ontology annotation, biological process: activation of GTPase activity. The record is from RefSeq and is a predicted model, not a curated record. Bases 135 to 2561 code for a protein of 808 amino acids. Gene Ontology annotation, molecular function: GTPase activator activity. The transcript is spliced from 22 exons. NCBI's taxonomy places the organism in Eukaryota, Metazoa, Chordata, Amphibia, Anura, Pelobatidae.